Messenger RNA from Aspergillus tanneri, 861 nucleotides. It is a transcript of the gene coq4, whose product is annotated as ubiquinone biosynthesis protein COQ4. The transcript is spliced from 2 exons. The record is from RefSeq and is a predicted model, not a curated record. The coding region runs from base 1 to 861 and encodes 286 amino acids. Gene Ontology annotation, biological process: ubiquinone biosynthetic process. Gene Ontology annotation, cellular component: mitochondrial inner membrane; mitochondrion. NCBI's taxonomy places the organism in Eukaryota, Fungi, Ascomycota, Eurotiomycetes, Eurotiales, Aspergillaceae.
AUGUCGGUCCUUAGGAAGCGUACAGCAAUCUUCGUUGCUCAAGAAUUAACACCUGCAGUGCGUAUUACUCUAAGCUGUCGCACUCAACACUUUUCCCUCUUCAGCCGUCCGUCGCAGCAAUACCCUGGUCAUGUCCCAUUGAACUUUGUUGAGCGCGGUGCCCUGGCGUUCGGUUCUGCGUUCGGUGCUCUCUUAAACCCCCGACGAGCAGAUCUCAUCGCUGCCUGUGGUGAAGCAACCGCAACACCAUAUUUUAUAUACCGUCUUCGCGAUGCCAUGCUUUCAGACCCAACCGGCCGACAAAUCCUUCGUGACCGUCCGCGCAUCACCUCUGACACCCUCCCAUUGCCCUAUCUCCGCUCACUACCAGAGAACUCCGUGGGCCGUACCUAUGCGGCGUGGCUUGACCGGGAAGGCGUUUCGCCCGACACGCGCGACGAUGUAAAGUACAUCGAUGAUGAAGAGUGUGCAUACGUCAUGCAGCGGUAUCGGGAAUGUCAUGAUUUCUACCAUGCGGUAACUGGUUUGCCGACCUUUGUGGAGGGGGAAUUGGCCCUCAAAGGGUUUGAGUUUCUGAAUACGCUUAUUCCCAUGACGGGGUUGAGUAUGUUUGCCUCGGUGCGGUUGAAGCCUGCUGAGCGGGAACGGCUUUUUUCGUUGUAUCUUCCUUGGGCUGUGCGGAGUGGGCUUUCAAGUAAGGAAUUGAUCAAUGUAUACUGGGAGAAGAUUCUGGAGAAGGAUGUUGAUGAGUUGCGGCGUGAGUUGGGCAUUGAGCGACCCCCAGACAUGAGGGAGAUUCGGCGCAUGAUUAGAGAGCAGCGGAAGAGGGAAAAACAGAAGUUAGAAAAACAGUCCGCAUAG